Molecule: messenger RNA, 2920 nt
Organism: Sceloporus undulatus (fence lizard)
Lineage: Eukaryota; Metazoa; Chordata; Lepidosauria; Squamata; Phrynosomatidae
Gene: PARD6G
Product: par-6 family cell polarity regulator gamma
Exons: 3
Coding region: 230-1387 (385 amino acids)
Biological process (GO): centrosome cycle; regulation of cellular localization; establishment or maintenance of cell polarity
Cellular component (GO): cell cortex; apical plasma membrane; nucleus
Molecular function (GO): protein kinase C binding
Source: RefSeq, a predicted model, not a curated record
GCGCUCUCGAGGGGCGCGAGGAGGAGGAGGAGGAGGACAAAGUGAGCGGAGCCUGGGAAUCCGAACCUUCCAAAGCGAGUCUGAGAGCGAGAGCAUCAUCAGCCAGGAGCAGCCCGGCGGGGACUUUCCUUCCUUGCUUCUUGCCUCUCCCAGCCAUCCCUUGUGGAGCGAGGGGCGGAAGGAGGGCGAGGGGCCAGAGGGGGGCGGGCGGUGGGUCGGAGCCGAGAAGAUGAACCGGAGCUUCAGCAAGUCUCCCUCCAGUCUGCGGUCUUUCGGGUACAACGCCGUGGAAGUCAAGAGCAAGUUUGGUGCUGAAUUUAGAAGAUUUUCUCUGGAUCGCUAUAAGCCAGGGAAAUUUGAGGACUUCUACAAACUUAUCCUUCACAUUCAUCAUAUAUCCAACAUGGAAGUUAUGAUCGGAUAUGCAGAUAUACAUGGGGAUCUUCUUCCUAUUAAUAAUGAUGACAACUUCUUCAAGGCUGUUUCAAGUGCAAACCCGCUGCUUAGAAUUUUUAUACAAAAACAAGAUGAAGCAGAUUAUGGUAAUUUUGGUUCAAACACCUUGACCAGAAAAAAGAAGGCCCUGGUGACCCUCCGGAAUGACAAUCUUCGCAGGCGACCUCAUGUAAACAUUAGCAUGCCUCAAGACUUUAGACCAGUGUCAUCCAUCAUUGAUGUAGAUAUUCUGCCAGAAACACACAGGAGAGUAAGACUGUAUCGACAUGGGUGUGAGAAACCAUUAGGAUUUUACAUUCGUGAUGGGACAAGCGUAAGAGUAACUCCUCAUGGGUUGGAAAAGGUACCUGGCAUUUUCAUCUCACGGAUGGUUCCUGGUGGUUUAGCUGAGAGUACAGGCUUGCUUGCUGUCAAUGACGAAGUCCUGGAAGUGAAUGGCAUAGAAGUGGCAGGAAAAACUCUAGACCAAGUAACGGACAUGAUGAUUGCCAACAGCCAUAAUCUUAUCAUCACUGUCAAGCCAGCAAAUCAAAGGAACAAUAUUAUCAGAAGCAGUCGGAUGUCUGGAAGCUCUGGCCAAUCUACAGAUAGCACUGCAAGUCACCACAGUUUGCCUUCUGCUCAUGUCCUGCAGAACUUCCACCCAGAUGAAAUGGAGAGCGAUGAGGAUGCUGACAUUGUCAUUGAGGGCUGUCUGGAGCCACAGCCCAUUCCAAAAUCACAUAGCCUUCCUUCCGGUAGCCUUUCCCGACUUAAUGGCAACAGUCUUAGCCAUAGAAUACAGAGGGACCUGGUAAUCAACAGCAGCUUGGGACGAGAAAGCAAUGGCAAUAUUCACAAAAUUUUAAGUUCCUUAAAAACUGAUCCUCGUCAUAGCUUGGUUCUUCCCAAAGGAGGCAUUGAAGAGGAUGGAACAGUGAUCACACUUUAAUGGAUUUUGCAAGUAUGUGUGUUUCUAGUCUGAAGUGCCAACUGGAACAAGUAUAUUCACACACUGAAGAGAGAAAGAAAACCUUCAUUCUCAUAAACCUUUUGCUGUGUGAAAUGUUUAACUUCCCAGGAAGGAUGGUUUUCAUGAUUAGACAUGGAAGUGCCACCUACUGCAAUCCAUGAAAAAGUGUAAAUAUGAUUUCUCUCCCAGGUUCAGAAUGAAAUUAUUGGUUUUUGUUGUUUUUUUAAUCCUAUGAAAUUCCUCUGGCUAGGUUGCCGAAAAUGCUGUCUGUUGAAUCAUGUAUCUGCUGCAUGUAUGGAGGUGCCAUGCAAGCAUACAUGUAAAUGGGUUUAUACUUGGGUGAAAAAUAACAGAACACAAAAGCUCACAAUGGGCUUUCAUAAAUUAAUCUGGGAGAAAUUACUAUGAAAUGUGUUAUAAUUUGAAAAUUGAUUUUUCUGUCUUUUAAUACUGCCCUCUGGCUUGUUUACACAGAAAACCGACUAUGUUGCACCCCCCAGAUUAGGAAAGGAUUGUCUAAAGGAAUGGAUUUCUACCCUGGAACAGUGCAGAGAGGAUGCUGUAUUUCUUAUUUUGAGGAGGGGCAGUGAAACUUUGACCAAAUGAUUUUGUUUUAUAUACAUAUAUUUUUAAGUGGGAUAGAGAUGGGUAGUGUUGGCAUAAUUUCUUUUUAGAUCAGCACCACCUGCUGAUCACUGGUAGUACUGUUUGAAUAAACUUACCUUUAUGAUGUAUUGUGAAGAACAUGGAGGCUGGCUUAGUUAAUGCAUCAUCAUAACGUGUGAUGUGCAUUUUCUUUUCAUUAUUACAGUAUUUAUUAGACAAAUAUUCAAAUAUUAGUGACCAUGGGUUUUCUCUUCUGUCCAUGUGACACUACAGAAAAAGCAAAUAAACAGAGUUGCUUAGAUGUGUGUUAUAUGGCUCUUCUAAGGCACCAUGAGAAUUCCAUCUAAAUUUGUCUUACUAUCUAAAAUUAACUUGAAUCCACAGAGUCUUUAAUCAUGAAACCCAAUUCCUGUCUUUCAGUAAAUGUUUGACUUUUUAAUCUACUUCACUAGACUUUUCCUUUGGAGUCUACAGUGCUAUAGUUCAAGAAUGCAUCAGGUUUUGUGCAACCAUUUAUUUUAAAUUAUCAUGAUUACCUACAAAUUAUGCCAGUAACAAACUGUUCCAGAAGUGGGGGAUUUGCUCUCAGCUCUGCUUUUCUAUUCCAUUGAAUGCCACAAGUUGUUAAAAUGAUUUAAUAGAAAAAUUUGAAUAUAUUCAUGAAAUGUCUAGGGACAAAAAUAUAUUUGAUUUACAAUGUAUUUUUCUACUUUUAGCUGUCAUUUUCUUUGUUUUUUUUAAUUGUGUAGUAUUGUAUAUUAAAGCUUUUCUAAAGGAAUGUGCUUUCUCUAAUUUAUAGCCCCAAUCCCUUCACCCUCUUUCUUUGUACUAUGCAGGGUUCAAACCCUUGAGGGGUUAAUAAGCCUUUCUAUUCUUGUAUCUGAAAUAAAACUAUGUAGAAAUUUU